GGAUCGUGGCCGCGAGACGCAUGUGCAGGAGCAAGAGGAUGGAAAAAGGGGGUCUUUGGACGGGGAAGGCGAGAUGCAACAUCAGUCAUGCGAGGGCCAAGGGCACAAUCAUAGAGAGGAUAUCGCACCGUCCAAUGGGUACUGCUCCGCCAUCUCGAGCCUCAUUGCGCAUCGCGGUCAUCGAUGGGCAAGGCACUUCUCAUACCUGGGCUUUCGUCAUCGCGGCCCGAUGCUACCAAGCUCCACUCUUCGGCUCUGUCAAGGGCGCACUGUCGUUCGCAUUGGGACAGCUUGACGAUACCGAGAGAAGUUGAGCCUGACCAGCAAUGCUCUAACAAGGUCGCAGAAUUCCAAAGGUCACCACACUUCGGUCCUGUACUCGCACCGGCGUCAUCCGCCGUUGCCGGAGACCGGAGACGUCCCUUCAACUGUACGGUCACCCAGCCAGUCUUUGGUGCUGUGGAAUCGUUCAAGCAUGCUGAGGGCUUCAGUAAAGUUCGACUUUCCACGACUCACCAAGCUGGUUGCUCGGAUGACACUCACAUCGCACCACAGAACCAGGUCGCUAUCUGGGUUGUUCGAAUCAACUCGUUCGUUCAGGUGCUGGACACCGCGCAUCACAUGGGAGGUGGAGUGCUUCCCGUCAGCAUCUUCGUCCCAGGCCGGCAACAGGCAGGGCCCGUAGCUCGGCGAGCGACUCACAUCGGUUCGGGUCGAGUUGGUGUCGAAGAAGCCCUAGACAAAGUCAGCAAGAAUGGUCAGCCGUGGCGCAUAGGGGUCAGUGAUGCAUCAACAACUUCCUCGCUUCCUUGUCUGGGUGCUCACUCGCAAGUGCCUGUUUUCCGUACCACGCCCAUCGAACCACGAGUUGGCGCCCCUGAGCUGCCAGGAGAUCUGACUCGUCUUGCAUCCAGUCGCCGUGCCAUUUCCCCCCGUCUUGUUGUCAAUUACCCAGACUGAGAAGUUGUUGGGGAAGUAGCGCUUCGAUGCUACGAUGGCGUCUGACACGACUUGGAUCCCUCGACCCGUGCUGAAGGAUGGACGUGGGAGCAUGGUCAGUGAUGAGGCAAGGCGUAUCAGUCAGCCAGCCUACGAAC
Molecule: messenger RNA, 1097 nt
Organism: Jaminaea rosea
Lineage: Eukaryota; Fungi; Basidiomycota; Exobasidiomycetes; Microstromatales
Exons: 1
Coding region: 184-960 (258 amino acids)
Source: RefSeq, a predicted model, not a curated record